AUUUUAGUGAAACUGCUAUGAAUGAUAGAGGUCGGUCCGACUGACUGUGCAGAUGUAACUUACUACCGGUACCGGUACUACACGCCCACUUAAUCGAGCUUGAGCGAGAUUGCAUGAAUUUCUACCCCGGUGGCGCAGGCAUAAAUUUUCCUAAUAAUGCGGUAACUGGAUCACCGCUGCAGCUGUUUGAGGGCCGUACGCGCAUGCGCAGUGCUAGGAAAAUCUAGAUAAGCUUCACGUUUCUUUGGAAACGUACUCGACCGCUGCUUGCCUGGCAUCCACUGACUAUAUUUUGGUACUGUACUUCAAGAAGGAAAUCGACCCAUGUGUGUCAACCAGUGAACAGUAACUAACCAUAUCCGCAGGUUGAGCUCAAAAUGGCGUCCGCAACUACAGCAACUAGCAACAUGCUCUCGUUGCUGAGAGAAUGGGAUAAGGGGUCCAAAUCCGUCCGGGCUCAGAUUCUCCAGGAAUUUGUACUCAACAACCAGAACAAGACCGGGCCAGAGAUCGAAGCUCGCUUUGCUCAAGGUGCGAGUUUAUUCUUGGCAAGGUUGACUGCCUGGCUCCGCCUAACAUAUAUGGUAGGCACAUGUUUAAAUCUUCAGCUUCAGGCCAUGACUAUCUUCCUAUCAGCAUCUAGUGGACACAAGUUUCUUGCCGAGUUCUUGGAGGUAGGUGGAGUGAUGACAGUCCUUGAGAUACUAGGUUUGAAGCAAGCCAAGGAAGAAGACAAGACACAAGCUCUUCUUCUUCUCCAGUGCAUAGCCAACUCAGGCCGGAAAUAUAAGGAACUCAUCUGCGAGAGUUAUGGUAUUCGAGCUGUUGCUGAAUGCCUGGCUAGGUCCAAAUCAGAAGAGACCCAAGAAUGCGCUCGUAGUCUUCUUCAGAACCUGGCCCAAGGGAACCCUAAGUUCCAGUCCCAGGUCUAUAAAGGCCUGAUAGCCCUCUUGCCGUGCAGCUCACCUAAGGCUCAGCAGAUGGCUGCACAGACCCUAAGGAUAGUGCAGAAAAUAGUUGGGCAUGCCAAUCCGAAUAUUGUGGAACCCACCGUAGCACUUUUGAGGUCCUAUCAUCUAGAAGUACAAUUUGAAGGUACUGAGUUGAUCAAAGAUUUGAUGAACUAUGAGAUCCAGGACCAGCUACUGACCAAUCUUGUAGCAGCAUUGGUUCCAUCCAGAGAGGAGGUACUCCAAAGACCAGAAAUCCUCGAUGAUCCAAGUGCUCCAGACCUGAAGCGCCCUCUAGCUGUUUUUGUACAACAGGCAUCAGCAUCCAAAGUUACAGGCAUUUUAGCGAGGGAAUCCCACCAGAAUUGUGAGAAACUCAUCCAACUCAGAGUGGUACACAAUCUCCUUAUAGCGAUGGGUAAUGAGGAUCAUGCAGAUAGCCAGAGACAAGCUAGUAUCACAUUAGAGUACCUGGUCAGUACAUUUCCUAUUGUAGAUGAAAACUGCAGAGAAGCAAUGGGGGACACACUAUAUCAGAUGUUUAUGUCUAACCCUGAGAGUCUAUACAUGGUCAUGAGUCCAGUGCAAGCGGACGUUCUUCGCUCAAACAAGGUCAACAUACCGGGAAUUGUGGACGGUAUGGAUUAAAGACAACGAGUGCCUCGCAAGAGAUGAUCCGUCCAAGUCAGGAAAGUAAUGCAUCAUGCAUGUAUCAUCUUCAUCAUCUGUUAUGGAUUAUGACAUCAUAUCCCAUUGCAUGCUGGGUAUCUAAAAUUACAAAACAGAUUAAAGCCAACGAGUGCUUCACAAGAGAUGAUCCGUCCAAGUCAGGAAAGUAAAACAUCAUGCAUGUUCCAUCUUCAUCAUCAGUUAUGGACUAUGACAUCAUAUCCCAUUGCAUGCUGGGUAUCUAAAAUUACAAAACAGAUUAAAGCCAACGAGUGCUUCACAAGAGAUGAUCCGUCCAAGUCAGGAAAGUAAAACAUCAUGCAUGUUCCAUCUUCAUCAUCAGUUAUGGACUAUGACAUCACAUCCCAUUGCAUGCUGGGUAUUUGAAAAUAAAAGACAGAUUAAAGCCAACGAGUGCCUCGCAAGAGAUGACCUGUCCAAGUAGAUUCCAGUAAGGGAAAGUAAACCAACCUGCAUGUGUCGUCUUCAUCAUCAGUUAUGGAUUAUGACAUCAUAUCCCAUUGCAUGAUGGGUAAUUGUGUAGGAAAUUUGAACACUACUUCCUUCCACCUCACUGAACCUCCCCUCCCCAGAAGAAAUCCCUUUACUCUGAUUUUUGUUUUGGGUCUCAUAUUUUUUAAAUUUCAUUAAACAAUUGGCGAUUUUGCUCUGACAACUGAACAUUAUAAGCUACUGAAAUCCUUGCAUCUGAUUAGCUCGGGUCAAAAUAGUCGGUUUAAAUCAGUGACUCGCUCUCCCGUGUUCUUCCUUUGCUAAGCUCAGAGAUCAACUGCUCCGUUGGAAUUCAUUAAACGCUCUAUAUUGCAAUGAAGUUAAGUACUAAGUUUUGGCGAGUUGUGUGGAGGUUUUUUAGGAAAUAUAUAAUAAGCGUGUGACUGUGUGCUCCAGCACUCUCCUCCAUUGAAAUUGGUCACCUUUGUAUUAACAAAAAAAAAUCAAAAAUGAAAGACUGAAAAAAGUGAAUGAAUUAUUAUCGUUUUUUUAUUGAUAUUGAAUCAGAAGAUCGUAUUCUUACUUUAUAUUAGGUUUAGAAUAAAGUGCUCAUAUGUCUCUAAUUUAUGCCUAAAAAAUGUUUGUUUGUAUUGAUAUUUUAUUGAAUAUUUUCAUAAAAUUGAAUGCCAGUAGUGCAAAACCUAAAAACAUGGUCAGUGAUAGCAACCUUAUUAAUACUUUAACUCCAUUAAUCAUGUUGGGGAUUAUUACACAUUGGGAGUGUUCCAUCAACAUUUUGUCCAAUAAGUUUUCAGAUCUGACACCUCUCCUUGAUUGGUAAAAUUGCCAAUUUGUCCACUCACCACAUGGUCUACCUUUAUUUAGUCUAAUGCCAUUCCAUCCAUCAACAUUUCAUCUACCAACCAUUUGGUCAAAUCAUCACUUCGUCUAAUCACCAGUUCAUCUCAUAACCAGUUGGUCUAAUGUUCGUUUUAUUUUCAUUCAUUUUGCCCAAAUAACAUUUAGUCUAAUUAGACCAAAUGGUAUAUGGACUAAAUGGGUAUUGGGCCAACUGGUAAUGAGACAAAAUGUUGAGUGGAUGAAAUGGCAAUUAGACCAUAUAAAUAUUGGACGAACCGAUGGUAGACCAAAUGAUAGUAGAUGAGUUGGCAAUUGGAUGAAUUGGCAUUGGACCAAAUGAAACUAAACCCCUUAAUUUCGAUUGGGUGAGAAGCAUUGCCACUUAAAGUCAGAUAAAAUGGGACUUGCCGUUAGAACACCCGACAAGUGCCAGUGUAUGCCAAAUUUCUGUAGGUGUGGCCAGCUGCGUUCUCCUUUGGUCAAUUUCCUUAUAUUUGUCAUUCUUGAUUUUAAAGAAUUGCAUUUUGUUAACAUACACAAAAUACAAAGAAUUUAAAUUCUUUAUAAAAACUGGAGAAAAAAAAAUCAUUUUGUGCUCUAACCAUAAUGCAGUUCUUGAUAUAAAAAAUGGGAUUAAUGCCUUGGUAUAGCCUUUAAAGUUAUAUUAUUCAGGUGUGACUUUUCCAUAAAAUUGACACCCAUUGUCCUGUUCUAACCAAGUUUAGAUUUUGAUUUUAGUGUUAACGUGACUAUAUGUAUGCAUUGUGCUUAGUUUAUAAUCAUUUUGAAUUCUGACUGCAUGAAUGGUCAAGGCAUGGGUCUCUUGGCAUGUAUAUCAUCUGUUUUUUUCAAGUGCAUUCAUGAGUUGUAGAUUUCAGUUUGGCUUGAUUAUUUUUAUUAAAAGAAAGAAACAAACAAAAAAUUCUGGGAGUGUUUUAUGAAAGGAUUUGUCGGAUGUUUGAUCCAAGUAAGUCUCUUAUAGUAAUAGGCAGACAAUAAUCAUAUUUCUAUCUAAAUCACACUCUCAUUAAUGAUUAAACUAGAGUUUCACUUUGCACAGAUCGGGCGCAAUUAUGAUUUUAAUGAAGCAAUAGAUCUGUGUUCCAAAAUAGUAAUGUUUUAGAUAAAUUUGUCAUCAGCCUGGUAUAUGGGUAUUAUAUCUAAAUAACCAUAAGGUGAUUGCAUGCAGUAGGUGUUGCUAUGUUGGGCAUGCAUAAGUUGUACCCUGCUAAAUAAAGUUUGAAUGGCUUUAUAGUAUGAGUCAGUGUGUGGUUGGAGUGGCUGUCUGGAGAGUCUGCUGGUCGGUUGCAAAUUUUACAAAUCGAACUACUUCCCCAGUUUUCGCCCAAUGCUCAUGAGACUUGGCACACACUUUGGAUUGAUGACACGCAAGACACAUUUUAUCCAUUGAGCUAGAGCUAAGUAAUUCAUUGCCAUGGUAGUUGGAUAUUAUGGCAUUAAGUCAUGAAAGAUUAUUGCAAAGCAAACUGCUUUCUUAGUUUUCGUUCAGUGCUCAUGAGACUUGGUACACACAUACCUGAAAGCUAUGAUGAUGAUGAUGCUGUUGGAGAAAUUUUUACUUUUGUUUGUAUAAAACAGAUCUAUUAAAUGAUGUAUAAAACCAUUCAUUUUUGUAAAUAUGUAAAUAAAUAAGUUUAUAAAUAUAUCAUAAUUAUUUGUAAAAUAUUUAUAUUGUGAAUAGUUUGUUCAUAUUUCUUAAUUAAAUAUUGAAAGAAAA
Messenger RNA from Lytechinus pictus (painted urchin), 4671 nucleotides. RefSeq names its product armadillo-like helical domain containing protein 1. Gene Ontology annotation, molecular function: protein binding. The record is from RefSeq and is a predicted model, not a curated record. NCBI's taxonomy places the organism in Eukaryota, Metazoa, Echinodermata, Echinoidea, Temnopleuroida, Toxopneustidae. The transcript has 12 exons. The coding region runs from base 378 to 1598 and encodes 406 amino acids.